AUGACAUCUCGGCGGGGCAAGAGCGAGGGGUAUAAAAGUCCAUCUAGUCCUCCGAGCAGCGGUUCGGAGGACAAUGGUUUUACGAACCGACCUCGCGUGGCCGGACUCUACGUGAAGAACUUAAGCAGAGAAGAGUUGGAUGAGUUGGCCAAGGAAGGAAUUUAUGGACCUACUGGGAAUCCGAACGAUCGACCCAGAGACGGCGGUAGCCAAAGGAGUCUCAAUAUUCUAGGUAGCAGCCGGGACUUGGAUAGUCAGGAUCAUUUUAGAAGAGCGACUUCCAGAACACCUCAGCCACCCAGAAGAUCUGGCAUUGCAAUCAAACAUGGAGAUUCUGGCAGAGUGUCAGAAACUUUAGCACGGAAGGAUCAUCAUGGCUCGCUUCCGACGGAAAGAGGUUGGUCGAGACGUUUGGAGGAUCAUUCUGGGCAGCCAGAGAGGUCCGCCCGAGAAUCCUCUGAAUUUCCUGCUAGUUGGAAAGAGCCGUUACGACCUAGCGUCAGUGCAUCACCCAGAGAAAGUUUGAUUGACGUGCGGAUCACCGAUGAGGAUCUUAUGAUGGCAGCUGGUUCGUGCCAUUUCAGGGAAACCCAGAAGCGUCCUGAAGUAUCUUCGCAUUGCGUCAUUUCGUCGACGGUACCCAGCGAGGACCAGAGCUUAUCACCGCCGCCAUACGUCAGUCUAAGUUCACCUGAGUAUACCGAAUACGAGGAACCGAGCUCGCGAGCAUCAAAGAUUCGUUCCAAAACUGCAGCGAGAGUCUAUCAAGUCGGUAACGAGGAACAUACAAGUUCACUGUAUGAAUGUCCGAGCUCGCCGUCAUUAAAAGAAGACAAGGAGUCUCUCUUUUCGCAAACGAUUGCUAAGUCAUCAGACUCCAAUAUCGACAAAGUGGAUGAAGUUACGAGUCCGUCGGGAACGGAGAAAUUAACUUCACCAGAAUCCAAGAAGAGCGAAUCUCCACCUAUGAAGAGAAUUGGUUCCAGAACGCAAGACAGCAUGAGAUUGCGACCACCGUUGGUUGGAACUGCUGGUACUUCCGCUGAUUCUGGCACCGGCGAUUCCGGGAGUGUGGAGAUCCAGGCGGAUGUCGUGACACCGCAGGCAGCAUCGGGUAACAUUCUCGAUAUCAAGGAAUCUAAAAACGAAAGCAGAUCCUCUGGCGCGAGAACUCCCGGCAGCAAGGGGGGCAAGCAAACAGUUAAGCCGUUUACGAAAGAGAGUAGAUUGGAAAGCAAGACUAUACAAUUAGUGCGCGAAUAUGGUUUUCAACCGAAGAAAAAGAUGUCGGUGGAAGAUGGCGCGGUACUGCCAAACAAGUUCGAACCAUUUCCGAACAAUCUCUACGGCAGACCAUUGGAAGAGAUCGACAAUUUCAUCUACGACGAAAGCCUCGAAGGGAAAUGUUAAAGGACCACGCGACCGUUGGGGAUCGUUAUAACACAACACCGCGAAGCAAUUUCAACGAUCGCAUAUUUCCAGUUUAUAGCUGAGUGUUGCUAGGAGGCGAAGUGUAACCGAGAGCAAAUAUCAGGCACAAUUUUCGUUUUUGUAAAUAAAUUUCUUUAGCCGUAAAGCAAGUGGAACAAACAGGAAAAACAGUAGGUGACGGUAAAAAGAAGCACGAAAAAAGAGAAAAGAAUCUGGCAGAAAUGUGUACGUGAAUGCGCAAGGCAGAAAGGGACUUAAAACAGAAAUGGAGAGAAAAGUUGCGAGAGAAACAAUAGUUUAAAAAAGAGUAAAUGAUGAUAGGUUAGGAUUAGUGAAAGAACGGAGUGGAGAAAAGAGAGAAAGAGGACGAAUCACCGAAAAUACAAAAUGAGAGAAAACAAAGAAGAGAA
Molecule: messenger RNA, 1841 nt
Organism: Cyphomyrmex costatus
Lineage: Eukaryota; Metazoa; Arthropoda; Insecta; Hymenoptera; Formicidae
Exons: 2
Coding region: 1-1410 (469 amino acids)
Source: RefSeq, a predicted model, not a curated record